This is a messenger RNA of Auanema sp. JU1783, 564 nucleotides long. The record is from the annotation of a GenBank genome assembly. NCBI's taxonomy places the organism in Eukaryota, Metazoa, Nematoda, Chromadorea, Rhabditida, Rhabditidae.
AUGUUUCAUUUACUUCUCUAUUUAUCGUCUGUCUUCUCCAAUGGUUCUGGUCUAGAAGUUACACCGAGUGACAUCAACAGAAAAUGCUUCACCUGCUCAGUGUUUACUUUUAUUGAUAACCGUCUGCUAUGUGCAAAUCCGGGAGUGUGUUAUGCAAAUUACUGUUAUUCUUAUUUAUUAUCGGAUCAAAGACCUAUGUAUCUUGCAGGAUGUGCGGAAGACAUCUCGGAUUAUCCGUUCCGGGAUAAUGAUUCACGCACAGUUUGCCAUGCACGAGGAUCGUUUGGCUUAUGCUUGUGCGAAACAACUGAUGGUGCAUGUAAUACUCUUGAUGCAAAUAUUACGGAUUUAGCCUGGAUCAACACGGACAUUGUCAUGAUGAAUGCUGUUUCGCACAGAGUAACUGGUUUCUCGGCCGAUUACGCUAAAAACCGAGUACAACAACUCAGAGUGGAGGGAUUUCCAGAAACAUUUCCGGGCUUGCCGCUAAACAAUUCCGCCGAUCUUACAAACAAUAUACUUAUUUAUUGGUUAGGUAUUGCUACUUUCAUUCUUAGGCUCUAG